Messenger RNA from Suillus fuscotomentosus, 863 nucleotides. RefSeq lists its product as uncharacterized. The record is from RefSeq and is a predicted model, not a curated record. Lineage: Eukaryota; Fungi; Basidiomycota; Agaricomycetes; Boletales; Suillaceae. The coding region runs from base 1 to 555 and encodes 184 amino acids. The transcript is spliced from 6 exons.
AUGCAAUCACUGGUGUCAAAGAAUGCUCAAUUAUUGAGAUAUGAAAAUGAGGUCCUCAAAUUUUGCAACUCUGGCCCAACGAUAGUAGAGCAGGAGUUUCUCGUGCUACAAUUUACACACUGGGACAACCCCACAGCCACAGCCGCUAUCUGCAUCGAUCGCUCCGUCAACCUCACUAUUGGACAGUCUUCCGGUCGUGGUCCUAUUGUUUCAAGUGAACCAACAUUCCAUCAACUAUCACGCCCUCGGCGGUCAGAGGGGGAGAAGGAAGUGUUUGAAUCAGACACCCGCGGCCGCUUUGGACCCAUCCUGGUAUUGAAACCAUCCCCAGACGACGUCAACGUUAUAUGUGAUGGAUUCUGGAAUGCUCAUCAGCAAACCAUGAAGCUUGUGGAACAAGGCCGCGCUGACUGGCAACAUGAAAUUGACGAACACGACCGCCAAAUUGACGAACGCGACUGCCAACUUGCGAAGAUGCAAGCCGAACUUGAGCUAUUGAAGGCCCAACGUGCAGUUCCGAAUGACACCGCAGAAUCACCAUUGCCGUCAUCCUAACCUCGUUUGUGCAACACCCACAUUUCUGUCUCAUCGCAAAGUGUUUUACUAUCACGCCUAGAACAGUGUAGAAUUUCAAUCAUGGGAAGCAUCAUUGAUGUAGACUUGCUAGCAUGCUCGCAUACACUCCUACACGUUUUACGCUUCUGGUACUUGUACUUUAUGACGCUGACUCCUCACAAUCACCCAGAUCACCCAGACCUCCCUGAUGCUAUAUGAUACAGUAGCCUGGUCCAACUUUGCUCGUCAUUUCUAGUUUUAUUACACCGCUGUAACAGAGUAUGACUUCUGAUGUAAAUACAGUGUUU